AUGCCUAAGUCAAAGGAACUUGUGUCUUCAAGUUCAUCUGCUAGUGAUUCAGAUAGUGAAGUUGACAAAAAGGUAAAGCGGAAAAAGCAAGCAGCUCCAGAAAAGCCUGUAAAGAAACAAAAGAUUGGUGAAAGUUCCAAAGGCACAACUGCUUCUAAGCAAAGCAAUGACAGAAAUGAGAAUAUGUUUCAGAUUGGCAAAAUGAGGUAUGUAAGUGUUCGUGACUUUAAAGGGAAAGUCUUAAUUGAUAUUAGAGAAUAUUGGAUGGAUCAAGAAGGUGAAAUGAAGCCUGGCAGAAAAGGUAUUUCUCUAAAUCCAGAACAGUGGAACCAGCUGAAGGAACAAAUUUCUGAUAUUGAUGAUGCAGUAAGAAAAUUGUAAAUACAGAGCCAUAUGGAAAUCUUUAUUAUUUUAGUUGUUUUAAGUUGUCUUCUUACAUUAGCUUUUGUUUUCUAAAGUACAGAUUCCCAAGUUAUUGUAUAUUUGGAUUGCAAAACAAUUUAUAAGAAAGGUACUUUUUAAGUGCAUU
Messenger RNA from Melopsittacus undulatus (budgerigar), 529 nucleotides. RefSeq names its product activated RNA polymerase II transcriptional coactivator p15. The record is from RefSeq and is a predicted model, not a curated record. Lineage: Eukaryota; Metazoa; Chordata; Aves; Psittaciformes; Psittaculidae. Gene Ontology annotation, molecular function: transcription coactivator activity; DNA binding. Gene Ontology annotation, cellular component: nucleus; transcription regulator complex. Gene Ontology annotation, biological process: positive regulation of transcription initiation by RNA polymerase II. The transcript has 4 exons. Bases 1 to 381 code for a protein of 126 amino acids.